AUGAGAUUCGAUCACUUGAUAGAGAAACGUAAGAGGGUAGUUUUCUGGAAUCAUAGGAAAAGGAAGAGGAGGAGGGAAGUUUUACAAAGGAAAGGCAUUGAGGUUGAAAUAGACUCAUCGACUGGCUUCCUGAGGCUGCAUGGCUACGUUGGCGAGUUUUGCAUAGAUGGCAGAUUCUAUUUGCUUACAGAUCUUGCGUAUACGUCAAAUAUUUGCUGGAGAUUGAAACUGAGUUCGUCAAUGGUAAACCUCAAAGCCCCCGACCGUCCAAUUAUAUCUUAUAGACCUAUUCGACCCUCAGAUUUAGAGGUUCUUGAGAAUAUUCACGGUGAUCUAUUUCCUAUCAGGUAUGAGUCUGAAUUCUUCCGCAAUGCAGUCAAUGGUCAUGAUAUUGUGUGCUGGGGAGCUGUUGAUCGCAGUCGGCCCAAUGCUCAGAGCAAUGAGCUUAUUGGGUUUGUGACUGCCAGAAUUGUUUCAGCAAAAGAAAGUGAGGUAGAAGAUUUUAUCAGUUUUGACUCGUCAAAAUCAGACCAAACACUAAUAUACAUCUUGACGUUGGGAGUUGUAGAAUCUCAUAGAAAUCUUGGAAUUGCUAGUGCACUUAUCCACAAGGUCAUAAAAUAUGCCUCAAGUAUCCCAACUUGCAGAGCUGUAUAUCUACAUGUGAUUUCAUAUAAUAAUGCUGCCAUCCAUUUGUACCAGAAAAUGUCCUUCCAGUGUGUACGACGGUUGCACAAUUUUUACUUUAUCAAUGAGCAGCAUUAUGAUUCAUACCUGUUCAUCUACCAUGUAAAUGGUGGUCGAUCUCCUUGCUCGCCCCUAGAGCUUGGCAGGCAUUUGGUAACUUGUGUGAAGAGCAGAUUUAACUUAAUGGUUGCAAAGCUGUGGAGAAAUGAAGACAGGAAGAUUUCUAAAUGGCCUGCGAGCAAAGAAUCUAGUUACCUUCUCCCAAUGGUUCAAAAUAAGAGAAGUGUCACAGCUGAGUUCCCUGGCAUGGAGACGCGGCUGCUGGAUAAGUUAGCUGAUAUGUUGUAUAUUACAAGUUCUGUGUAG
Fraxinus pennsylvanica is the source of this 1053-nucleotide messenger RNA. NCBI's taxonomy places the organism in Eukaryota, Viridiplantae, Streptophyta, Magnoliopsida, Lamiales, Oleaceae. The record is from the annotation of a GenBank genome assembly.